CUCUGCUCCAGGAAGAGCAUGAUGGCGCGCGGUGUGUGUUGUUGCUUCGCCUCCCUGCGUCGCGGGGUCCGGAGGUAACAGCGGUGUCACCGCGGGGCUCUAGCCGAGAAACAGUGACACGCUGACGGUUAGGAAGAGACGCGUCGGGUUGGUUCUAAAAUCUAAUGGACGACAAUCUGUCUCGGAGGGAGGCAGCUCGCCCGCCGAAGAGGGCGGCUGCUGCUGCCGCGGAGGUUGGAGCUAACGAUAGCCUGCAAGAUGGCGAGGUGACCGAGGUGCACCCAGGCAGGGAGCCGCACGCUGCGGGCAAACUGAGCCCUGCUGCCGGGAGGAUGGAGAGGAGGUACUCCGCACAGCUCGCGGUCCACCACAGGCACAUGCCGAUCGAGCCCCUCAAGUUCCUCAUACCGAGGAAAACCAAGGAAAAGAGAGCUCUGUUCCAGUACGUCUCCAUUGAGUCCAGAGAGUAUGACGACAUGAUGACCAUCCUGACCUCCAACUACAUCGACACCGGCUCCGCUGGCUGCUUCACUUACUGCAAACCUCGGCUCGUGCACAGCGAGCUGCUGGAGAAAGAGUUUGUGGAGAAGAGAAAGGAGAUGAAGGCAGAUGGGAGGACAGACAAGGAGCUGGAGGAGAGCUACUGCUUCCUGUCAUCUGUUGACUCUGUCAAGCUGCCCGGGCUCUGUGAGAAGGGGCUGCUUGUGGGCCAGAGCUGGAUCACAGUGCUGGGAAACCCCAGUAAAGGAGUGUAUCUGUCCAAGUACUCAGACCUGCUUCAGAUCAACCCCCUGAAUCCUGGAUUCACGGGGGAGAUCAUCAUCUUCAAAGUGAUGAAGGGGAAAGUGAAGAGUAUCUAUGAAAACAUGAAGAAUCUUCUGGAUCCAACGCCUCGCUUCGACAGCCACAUGUCCAAGAACGCCAGCAAAGUCACGUCGCUCUCCUCCUACCGCGCCUUCGAACUCACACAGCAAUACUUCUACGAGUACACAUUCGACGAGCUGCGGCAGCGGCCUCGCCAGGUUUGUCCGUACGCCGUCGUCUCCUUCCAGUUAAAAGGAAAAGACUCACCACUGCCCAUUAAACCUCUGGCCCCCAACAGGUUGAACAGUCAGACAGCAGAGGGGAGUAAAGAGCGCGCUCAGUUCACAGUGUGGACCGGAGAUUUGGUGAAAGGUUACAGAGUCCUCUUCCAGAUCUCCCUUCGCUCCUUCUGUCCUCCCUUCCUGCCCCACAGACUACCGGAGAAGUUGGAAAUCGGUUGUUUGAUGAGGCUUGACCAGGUGACUGAGCACCUGUCCUCCGACCUGCUCUCCUACAACCUCUACAACAGCAGCCAAGAAGUUGUGAAGAACGGCUAUUGCUGCUGCCUUCUGGAGGUGACUGACAGAAGUCGGUCUAUAACCAGCGUGACGAGACUGCUGCUGGAACUGGAGAUGAAGAGAGUGGUUUUGGUGACUCCACUUCCAGACAGCGGCUUCCUCCUCCUGAUAUCCAGUGUUCAGAUGGCCACACCCUCAGAGAGAGGAGAGAGCUGGAAGAGGUGUCUUCAGGCUUUGUUUGUGUUCCCAGAGUCCAGAGAUCUGGCCAUAUCCACAUUAAGAGGUGCCUCCUCGUCCCAUAAUGCCUCAGAGUCGUCGAUGUCUGUUUGCACUGCGAUGCCGCGGCUGAGCCAGUUUAUGCCCGCGCUGCACCAUGCCCUCGUCAAGGCCCGCGCCAACCCGCCUCCUGAGCUGUCUGCCGGUGUGGAGCGCCAAGCACGGGAAUACUUCAUCGGCCUGAAGGACGGCAAGGUCCGACUGUACCCGAUGGGCGAGUACGACGCCAAACUGGAUGAGGAAGGAAACCUGUUGCCUGCUCCCAAACACCACCGAGUGAACAUGGACGGCUACCUGCGCUCCUACCUGUACAGCCCCGCCUUCUACCUGCUGCCGGUGGGCCGGGCCAGGCAGAUGGUGGAGGCGCACUGUGGCCCCGAGGAGCCACAGGCGGUGGAGUUCAGGAACAGCAGUGGAGGCCAGAGCGAGGCGACGGGGAAGGAGGCGAGCAGCAACGCUAGAGACGGACAGUCCAACACUCAAAAGAUGCAGCAGCUGAUCGACCUGGUUUUGACCUGUAAGAGAAAUGCAGAGAAUGAGGUGAGGAGGGAGGAAGAAGGAGGAGGAAGAGGGGUGAAGGUACAAGGGAGGAAGAGGAAACUGGAACAGGAGACGGCAGAGAGGACGCUUAAGUUCCUGAAGGCAUCACAGGAACCCGGAAGACACAGCAAGACUACCGGAAUCCCUGUCCCCGGCUCUCUUGCGUCUGUGAUUGGCUCGGUGGGCUUGAAGGACGUUGAUCUGAGGGAAGAUAGCUCUGAACUAGCUGCUAGACUUCUCAAUCUGCUAACAGACCUCAACCAGGCUGCCCGGGGAACGGCCAAUCAGAGCCUCUGUGACGGGCAAGAGGAGGCGCAGAGGGCGUCCUGGCCUUUUGAUAGGUUGGCCACUAAGCUGGGUCUGCCCACCAACUGUGACCUUGACCUGAGGAAGCAGGAAGAGCUGGAGGCGGUGGGCAGCGUCAGUAGUUCGGAGGGAUUCAGUCCGAGCUCCCACAGUGGCGAGAUGAAUCACCACGGAGCAGCAGGUAGAGGAGGAGGAGGGCUCGGGAGGAGAGCAGGAGGAUACGAAGCGGAGGAGGAAGAGGAGGAGAUCCCCUGGGUUCUCAUCCCCAUCACAGGUGUGUGUUCACAGAGGUACACCCAGAGAGACAGGAACAUCCCUCAGGACCCUCGCUUCCAGCACCUCACCACGGCAACGAGCAUCACCACAACAACCACACCUCCCAGGAUGUGUCGCACCCCUUCUCCCGAGCCCAGCCCUCCUCACUCCCCCUCCCAGUGCCCUUCACCCGACCCCAGCCCUCCCCCUUCACCCUCACUAUGCCCGUCUCCAGAGCCCAGUCCGCCCGCUUUCCCGUCUCAAUGCCCGUCCCCUGAGCCCAGCCCUCCCCCCACUCCCUUCCAAUGGCCGUCUACACAGCCCAGCCUUUCUCCUUCCCAACGCCCAAACCCUCCUCAGCUCGGCCGCACCCCCAUCCCCUCAUUGUGCCAGUCCGCGCGGCCUAAUGAGCACAACCUGUUAAACAAGGACCCCAGCGGAGCUAACGAGGAGCAGUUAGCCCCCACAGCCCCCACAGCCCCCAGGGAGUCUGCAGGAAUGUCCAAGGACAGAGAAGAGAAAUCUCAGGGGGAAAGAAAGAAGCCAUCUAGUUCUGCAUCCAUCCAGCCGCCUGUCCCUGCAGCUCCAGAGAGGAGGACACCCUCGCCAGCACCCACUGAGCGAGAGAAGGCAGAUGCAGAGCAAAUGAUUCAUGUGGUAGCUUGUGAUAAGGAGCCAAAAGGAGAAGUGAAGGAACUUUUAGGCGGCUCUUGGUUUUCUCCGCCCGUCUCCUUACCUCCUUCUUGUCUUGACAGCGUUGUGGACAAACAUCUGGACGACUUCUCCUCUGAGAUGCAGCUCCUCCUGCAGGAGCAGAGCGUUCAUUGCAGCUUCCCACAAUCCCCACACUCCACCUCCAACACAGAAACCCCCACACCUCAACACACACUCCCACACACCCCCAUAUCUCAGUUUUCACAGUAUGUGUCUUUCUACAACCCCUGCCCCCCGGUCCAGGACUACGUAAGCUCACUAAUUGACGGCAUUGACAACAUGCUGACAGAGUUUGAUGGCGGCGAGCCGAGCCACAAACCUGGCACCAGCCGGACUAAUGUUGAUGCCGCGCUGGCGAGCAGAGUUAGUGAUUUUGUGUCCAGCAUCCGAGCGUCUAACGCUCAAACGGGCAGAGACGAAGAUAUAUUUGGUGAACUGACAGCUGCUGGCGUUGAUGCGUCAGUCAGUCAAACUCCUGCACUCUCCAGAGGAGCUGAAGUCUUGCAGCCUCAUACAAUCCUCACUGUUCCUGAUACUACAGCCAACAGGAGUCCCCUGUCGUCGUCUCAUGUCACUUUAUCUGUUACUACCUCUGCGUCUGGUUCUGUCUACAAGCCCGCUAACACUUCCGUCCUCAUUCCUCCUCCUCACACGUCCCCACAGCAGAGUCACACUUUAGAGACCAGUGGAACAGCUUCUAUCAGACAAACACAAGACCCCAGCAGGACGGUACAUUGUAGUGGUGUAGAAGGUGGGAGUAGUGCGGCAGGUACAAACUGUGAGGUGCCGGGGUUCAGCGGCAUCUCUAAGCCCUCGACAGACCCCUCGCACCCCUCUGAGCCGGUCUCCAGUCCCCCGGCCUCUGCGCUGAGCUCCCUGAUCAGCCAGCUGCAGCCGGAAGUGUUCAACAGCCUGGUGAAGAUCAUCAAAGACGUCAAGAGAAACUCCCUGCAGUUCUACCUCCACUGCACCGAGCCGAAGGACCAGGUCCAUGAAGACGUGAAGGAAUACCUGUUGAAGCAGGGGAACACCGAGCAGAGUCCCUUGACUUUUCUGAACCAAGAAAACUCUGCGGACAGAAUGCUGGUCGUCAUUAACAACAAAGACAUCGCCGGACACGUACGCAAGAUCCCAGGUCUGGUGUCUCUGAAGCGACAAGCCUCUGUGGUGUUUUGGGGAAUCGAUACGCUGGACGACAUCAGGAACAACAGCUACAACGAGCUUUUUGUCUCUGGGGGCUGCAUCGUUUCGGACGAGUUAGUCCUGAAUCCAGACCGCAUCACGAACGAUCGCCUGACUGCACUGCUGACGCUCCUGGAGCAGCACAGCUCUCGAGACAGCGUCUGGAGGCUGAAGGUUCACUGCAAAACCCACAAGAAAUUAAAAGAACAAUCCAGGUUCAGAAGAGACGCAGCCAACCUGCUGGACGUACUGUCAGUCUAUCAGAAGCGGCAGAUUGUUGAGUUCCUCCCAUAUCAUCACUGCGACAUGAUGAACCAUCAGUCGCCCGACCUGGACUGUCUCAUGGAGCUCCAGGCCCGAUACACUCAGUACCGACACACAGUCUUCCUGACUGAGCAUCAUCAGAAGUUCCCUGCCCACUGCAAUAGUGGCAUCAUCGUGGCCAGUUUUGAAGAAAUUCUGCACAACUUUACCAGAGUGGUCGGUUACCAUGACAUCGCGGACAGGCAGCCAAUCAUAGAGGACAUGCUGGCUCCCAAAGGUCUCGGGAGGCAGCUGAGUCACAGUAACUCCGUGUCAGACUCUGAACGCUCUCCCUCUAUCUUCCCAGAACACAUCCCUCCCCUCUCCUCUCGUGACCAACCCCAACACUUCCUCCAGCAGUCCGACUCCACCCCUCCCACUCUCUCUCACCUGUCUGACCAGCUCGUCCCAGACGCCUCCUGUAAGGAAGGUGUGCCGCACCAUUCAGACACAGACCUGGAGGUUCUCCGACUGGCCAUCCUACAGUUACGGGCUGAGCGUCAGGCGCAGCUGCAUCAGCAGUUGGACUCUCAGGCAGAGUUAAGCAUCCACUCCCUCAAAAGCUUCCUUCCCAAUGUCAUUCCUACAGGUAGCGGUCACACCACCCCUCCUUUAGCUCAAAGAGGUCCCACUGAGUUGGUAAAGGUCUCUCAGGACAGGAAAGCCGUGGCAACCACUCUGGAGUUAAUUCACUCGGCAUUAAAGCAGGAGACGUCGGAGCAGGAGAGGAGGGAGGACAGAGCACCGACUCCCCUAGAGGAGCGGAGGAGAGGAGGAGGAGGAGAGCUUGGAGAUCAGAGAGAUGAUACUCUAGUAAGAGCGGCGGGGACACUGGAAGGAAACCAGCAUCCUUCGUCCAAUCAAAGCACUGCUGCAGUGAUGGGACCAAGUUCCCAGACAGACUCCACUAUUUACGGGAGAAAGAAAGCAGAGCAACAAGGAAAACCUUUAUUUCCCGAAGCAGCUAAACAUGCUGCAGCCUCCUCCAGUACGACAGCUUGUCCUGUAGAGGGCGACAGAUCGAGAGACACACAGUCUGGUCAGGAACAACCAAUAGGAGAAGAGGGAGCACCACCUGGCAGUGGCAUCAAGAUCCAGCAGCCCCAACAACGUCUGCAGCAACUGAACAACCAGCAGCUCCAGCUGAAUCCGUUACACCUACAACAACUACCUCACAGCCAGCAUCAGCAGUGGGGUGUCGGCCUCCUGCAGCCCCCCCAUCCUGCCUCGAUUCCCCAACCAGCCUUUCUCCCGCAGCCCCAUGCUGAGGCCCUUGACUGCCCUGAGAGAUGGCCUCCUGGGACCCAUGCCUGUCUGGCCUGGGGGCCUGGUCCCUGCAGGUGCUGCUGCCCUGGUCUGGGGCUUCCAGCAAGCCAGCAGGGGCUUCACGGGUCCUAGACUGCUGGGCGGGUACCACAACCCUGCAGGUCCGGGCAGCAGCAGGUUCAGAGGGAGGCAAAGAGGAAGAGGCUUUAAUGGGAUGUAGAGCCGGUUUCACCCAAGUAACGUUCCCUGAGCACUUUCUCACUCCUGCUGCCGUUCAUGUAGCAGGUUUAAGAAAACCAAAAACUAUCUUUACCAGAGAUUUGGAGGUUAAAACACGGACAUUUCAAAUACUAACCGGUGCUAGACUGAAGAAAGAAGUGACCACACUCUGUACGCAGCUCCAAGGUUCAUUAUUUAUUAUCACAGUCAGGGUGAUGUCUGAUCCCGUAACCUUCACAGUACAAAUCCGUCUCCAAGAAUCUGGACGUUUCAUUCAUAAACUUGGUUUCAGGAAGAAUAUUAAAAUACAAACUUGAAUCUUUUUUUUUUUGAAUGCACUUUCACUUUUAUUUAAUAGUGAUCGUAGAGAUGCAGACAGGAAAUACCGGGAAAGACGGCAUCCAAAAAAGGUCCCCUGCUGGAACAAAUUUUUAUUUUACCUACAAUGGCCAUAAUACGCCGUCGUACUAUGAAGAUACCACCCUGUGAAUCUUUUUAUUUUCAAUACUCUUCCUGAAACUAAUUUUAUGAACUUUGUAUUUUGUGUUCCCCGCCCACAUGCUCUUCAUCAGACACUGAAACUCUGCGUCAUUCUUUAAUGAAGCUCAGUAGAGGAAAAAAUAAAAGUCUCACCCUCAGUUAAUGUGAGUAAAAAGAAACCCUUGUGUAGUGUGCAGAGUGUGGACUAGAGGAAGUUGUUGUGCCUGCAUAUACUGCAGAAAUCAGCUGCUGGAGAGAAGAAUAAAAUCCUGCAGCCUUCUGUGUGGAAACGUUUUACUACCUUACUGUAAUCACGUCCUGUUUUUAGAAAAAACACUAAUAGAAAAUCUCCUGCAUCUUUGAACAUGUUUACAGGAGAUGACAAAGAAACGUUGAGCAAAUGCCAAGUUUCUCUGCCAUGUUUUUAUUUAGUCUAACUCUAACCUGGAAUGUAAAUACGUCGAUUUCUUAAGAGUAAAUAUUCCUCUGUUUUUGUUUUUGUAAGCGCUUUUUGACUAAGAUGUUAAAAGACUGGUUGGAUCCCAGUUCCCAGCUUUCUUGAACGCACCACCAGCUUGAUGAUUUUGGCACAAAUUCAUGUUUUCUACAGUGAGGAAGCUUGAGCUGCUUAUUGUUUCAUCAUGGGAGAUCCUGAUUAUUAAAGUGGACUCUAACACUAUUUAAGAACUUAAAACAACAAGCUGUGAAGGACUAAUAUGGACAGACUGCCUUACACGUCUUCCAGUGGACUCUUUGUCUUGUAAAAACGUUUUUGUACUGAAUGUUUUGUUUGUUACCCUGUGUGCCGUUUGUGUUUAGUUGCUGUUGUAUGUACAGUAGGAAGUGACUUUGUAACACUCGUUUUAACUUUGUUUUAUUUUGACAUCUGUUUGUAUUAAAAGUUGUCUGUGU
This is a messenger RNA of Cottoperca gobio, 7775 nucleotides long. It is a transcript of the gene tasora, whose product is annotated as transcription activation suppressor a. Bases 165 to 6296 code for a protein of 2043 amino acids. The record is from RefSeq and is a predicted model, not a curated record. Lineage: Eukaryota; Metazoa; Chordata; Actinopteri; Perciformes; Bovichtidae. Gene Ontology annotation, molecular function: chromatin binding. The transcript is spliced from 29 exons. Gene Ontology annotation, biological process: negative regulation of gene expression, epigenetic; protein localization to heterochromatin. Gene Ontology annotation, cellular component: heterochromatin; nucleoplasm.